UUUCUGAAACUGAGUUUUAAAACCGGCAACUCUUUUUUAUCACCCCUUUGGGUUUUUGCAAAAUCCCUCUUUGUACCAACUUCCUUACAGCUACUCUUAUUUCCUGUUGUAGAAUUUUUUUUCCUUCCAGGGAAGAGAAAUCAAGACAACCCCUUCUCUAGGAAGGAGGUGGUUGGUCUGAUCUCAAGUGGUGUGAGAAGACCUAUUUUGAUCUAAACCAGGAUCCUAGGCUGGGUUAUUUCCAACCCGGGUCAAACAAUUUUGAUCGCAAGAUGUUUUUUUGGUUUAUGUGCUGCCUUGUGGAUAUGUGGCUGAUUUCUGCCUCAGAUGUGGGCCACUGUCCUGACCCUUUGCUGGUGAAUGGUGAGUUUAGUUCCUUGGAGCCUGUGAAUGUGAAUGACACUGUCACGUUUAAGUGCAAUGAGCAUUACAUCCUCAAGGGCAGCAAUUGGAGCCGGUGCCUAGAGAACCACACCUGGGUGCCUCCCUUUCCUGUCUGCAAAAGCAGAGACUGUGGCCCUCCUGAGAAACCAACUCAUGGCUAUUUUGAAGGAAUAGAUUUCAACUUGGGAUCUACCAUUACUUAUUACUGUGAAGCGAGGUACUACCUGGUGGGCACACAGCAGCAACAGUGCAUUGAUGGGGAGUGGAGCAGUACCCUUCCGGUCUGUGAAUUGAUCCAAGAAGCUCCCAAACCAACUGAGUUGGAGUUGGAGAAAGCACUGCUUGCCUUUCAGGAGAGUAAGGAACUAUGCAAAGCCAUAGAGAACUUUACACAAAGAUUAAAGAAAAGUGGCUUAAUGAUGGAGAAAGUAAAAUGUUCUCUGGAAAUAAGGAAAGCUGAGUUGAAGACAAAAAUGUUGCCCUGACAUUGUCUGAGCAGACUGGGUAAUAGAAAUACUAUGAAUAAAAUUUCCUCUUGGCUCU
Messenger RNA from Lipotes vexillifer (Yangtze River dolphin), 927 nucleotides. It is a transcript of the gene C4BPB, whose product is annotated as complement component 4 binding protein beta. Lineage: Eukaryota; Metazoa; Chordata; Mammalia; Artiodactyla; Lipotidae. The record is from RefSeq and is a predicted model, not a curated record. The coding region runs from base 273 to 869 and encodes 198 amino acids. The transcript has 5 exons.